AUGAUGCAAUAUCCGGAAUUUCUCUUUAUCGUAUUACUAUCACAACGGAUACGAGCAUUAGAACAGGAACCAACACUGGAAUGUUUUACGGACGGUUUACGAUUACGUUUCGAACUGGAAAAGCCAUUUUACGGACAUAUUUAUGUGAAAGAUUCCUUUAUGUAUGAAAAUUGUCAUUUAGACUAUACGUGGAAUCCAACUGUUGGUUCAUUUUACUUCAACGUUUUCUACAAAAGUGACUGUCAUGUGAAAUAUGAGCGAGAACCAUCAGGUAUCAGUUAUCAGGUAAUUAUCAUCGUUCAGUAUCACUAUUUAUUUCUUACACAAGCAUAUAGAGCUUAUAGUGUUAGCUGUUUCUAUGAAACUGUCAUCGAUCCAAACAUGCAAAUCAGUGGCUUAACGAUGACAGAAUUGGAAAACGAAAUUACGACUAACUGUGCAUACGAUGUGCUAAAUUCAAUAAACGGUGAGUCGAUAAAAUAUGCAAAUGUUGGCGAUCGGCUAAUUCAUAAAUGGAGUUGUGAAUCAGAUGAGUACGGCAUGCUUGUUCAUUCAUGUUUCGUUUAUGAAUCUGAUAGUGACACUUUCCAGCUUGUCGAUAAUCAAGGUUGUAUCACAGAUCAUACAUUAAUGGAUCCAUUGCACUAUAGUGAUAGUCUCACAGUAGCAUAUUCAGUGAUACCAGCAUUCAAAUUUGUCGAUAAACUUACUAUUCGUUUUCAAUGCAAAGUGGCACUUUGUAUUAAAGCGCAAAAUGGCUGUGAAGGCAUUUCGCCACCCAAAUGCGAAUAUCUUUCGACCUUAACAUCAAUUUCUAAACAUUCAAUUUCCAAAUCUCCUUCUCCUGUACUUUCAAAUAUUUUGCAAUCUUCAUUGCCUCGAAAUAUCGAAUCGUUAUGCGAGGAGAACACUGAGUUCAAUAGUUGCAGAGAUGUUUUUAAUGCCAAUAAACGGAACUUCUCUACGAAUUACAGACGAAAACGUUUCCUGAAUGAAUCCCGGCUAGCAAUGAAUUCUCUUUUACGGAAGUCUUUUACUGAGACAAAUUCUACUAAUUUCACUCGUUUCACAUUAGAUAUUCAUACUGAUCAGGUCACGAAAUUUUCAUAUCAAAAUGAAUUCAUUUCAUUAACUUAA
Brugia malayi is the source of this 1137-nucleotide messenger RNA. RefSeq lists its product as uncharacterized. The record is from RefSeq and is a predicted model, not a curated record. NCBI's taxonomy places the organism in Eukaryota, Metazoa, Nematoda, Chromadorea, Rhabditida, Onchocercidae. The transcript has 8 exons. The coding region runs from base 1 to 1137 and encodes 378 amino acids.